Molecule: messenger RNA, 4876 nt
Organism: Macadamia integrifolia
Lineage: Eukaryota; Viridiplantae; Streptophyta; Magnoliopsida; Proteales; Proteaceae
Exons: 2
Coding region: 1133-1792 (219 amino acids)
Source: RefSeq, a predicted model, not a curated record
UCCAACAACAAGGCCAUCCCUAUUGCCUGGAUAGUAACACCAAGAUUUGGUUGUGUGGAUGCUCAAGAUAAGUGGAACGGGGCUCUCUAUAAUAGAGUCCGUUCAAAAGAUCCUACAUGGAGAUUGGCUGGGCUCAUAGUGGAUGAUCCUUUCACUGACAUUCUUACCAUCAGGGAAGUGUUUCAGUACUCUGUAUUGAUCUGCUUUUGGUGGGUCCACCAUGCAUGGCAUAAAAACCUGUUAAAGAAAUGUUUGGAGAUAGAGAUACGUUCUGAGAUAUCAAGAUGGCUUGGGCAGGCAGUUUAUAGCAUCUGUAAAGGAGAUGGCAAUAUGGAUUUGUUUGAGGGUUUCAUGGAAGAUUUUAUUGACUGCUCAAUUCUCUUGGAUAACUUCAGGGCAAUCUGGUUUCCGAGAAUAGGUUAGACCUUUUCAUUACCAAAUGGAAAUUAGUUCUUCCCUAUUAAUCAUAUCACUUUUUUGCCCUCUCCCUAACCUUCAAAGUUUCCUGCCAAAUCUUAAUCCAGGCAAUUCAAUUAGACAGCAACCUCCUGGAUGGACCAUAAGCCUCCAGAUAUACUGAUCAGAAAAUCCACUAUUUGAAGUUCAUUAUCUUUUUCUCAAUUUUCAAUCAUAUUCUUUUCAGUGGUCCAACAUUUUUCUCUUGCUUAGAGGUUUUCCACCAUCCUGACAGUGGGGCAUCUUUUGUGAUAUGGUCCAUUUAAGAGGUGGCCUACCUAUUGAUUAUCUGCAGUGGUUGAUUUGUGGGUAAUGUCACAAACUCUUAUGUAUUGGAUACAAAUAUCUGUUGCUGUUGGGGCAUAUUUGGCUAACCUUCUCAAGCGCUGCUUCUGGCGUAGUGCAGAAGCCGAUAAGGUAGCAAGUGAAGUAGGGAAUGAGGCUUGCAGUGCUGUUGCUGGUGAUUUGGGUACCGAGGUGGUUGGUAAUUAAGGUAGCAAGUGAAGCAGGUUCCCCUACCAAGAUUGCAGAGCAAAUGAAUGUGGUCAGCAAAAUGGAUAUUGAUCCAUUACCCAGCUGUACGUCCCCAUCAACGACAUUGCCCGUUAGUGGUGUUGCAUCUGAUACUGGCUUCAUGGAGAAUGGAAGUAGAGAUUUGAAUGAUUGGGGGUGAGGGAUGACUGUGGAUCUUUCUUCUAUCAGUAAUAUCUAUACAAAUGAAAAUAGUAUUCAAGAUGAUAUCUUGGUUGAAGGUUGUCAUGAAUCUCAUGACAAGGCAUGUUCCAAUGGUUUUGGCAAUAAUGAUGUUGGGGUAAUCAUUGCUGGCAGCUUGGUGGAUGUUGAUCCACUAACAGAGACUCCCCUUUCAACAACAGGGCUGUUUGAUCAGUGCACAAGUAGUGACAAUGGUAAUUGUAGCAAUUUUGCUGAACCAAUGGAUACUGGUAACACCAUGGAUGUCAAACAGCAAUCUAUGCGUGUUGUGUUGCAACAAGUGACAGUCGAUAGCUUCUCAGAGAAGGGAGUAAGUGAUUUGAAAAAUGGGAACUGUGGGACAAGUUUGAGCCCAUCCUCUCGUAAUAAUACAUUAGCAUUUUGUGUGGUUCAAGGUGGUAUAGCAGGUGAAUCUUGUGCUGUUAAUGUGAUUACCUCAUUGGUGAGUAAUAAUAGUCUUUGUGGUGGUUUUGCAGAGGGAAACAACAGUAUAGUGAAGGUGCAUGUAGAAUCAGUGCUAGCUUCCCCGUCUAGAUCAACAUCUAUUGAUCAGAAGGCCUGCAUUGACGUAGAAGCCAGUGAAACUGGUGUUCAUAACAAUAUUCCAGAAAAAACAUCCUGAUAACAUGAUGUGUGUCAAUUCAAAACCCAUCCUGACCUCCCCAUCUAGUUAAUUUCACUUCAGAGGAUGUAGCAAAGAAGAUAAAUGGGAGCCAAGACAUGAAUGGGAAGCUACCUAGUACCAAUGCUUCAUUGUUUAGAUGUGGGGUUGAAGAUAGUAUUGUGGAUGGAGACUGCCAUAAUGGGGUGAUCAACCACAUAGCUAGUGAUAAUGUGUUUAAUGUUGCUGAUAUACGAACUGUUUCAUGAUUUUUGAUGUCCUUGUGAAUGACAAGGGAUCUCAAGUAGCCAAAAACUGCAACCCUUGAGUUGUUUUUUGCGACAUUGUUCUACGGGUAAUUGUUAUCAUGGAGUCAUGGACACACAGGGUCUUGAUGUGGAAUGUUGGACAACAAGCGGAACAAGUGUGAUUCUGCCAAUAACUUCUUAUAAAUGGUAAAAUUUGUAAAGUAACAUGAAUAAGAUAUUUGAUUGAUUAUAAUGGUCUGUGCAAUCAGUUACUUAAGGUAGCACUGUACAUCAAGCUUUAUGAUCAAGUUCAUCCAGUACUUUAUUGAUGUAGAUAUAUUUUCUCAAGUUUUGAAGCACAUGAAUUACAGAAAAUGCACUGUUGCUCUGACCAGAAUGUAUCAUACCUCUGGGUUCUCACACCAUUUGAGAGUUGAAGUUGGAUACAACAAGGUUGAGUUUUCACUGGUUGUGCUUAUCAGGGUUACUUGGCUUCUAAUGACAUUAGCCUUCCAUGUUUUGAUUUUGUCCAUGAACUGGUGGCAGUUACCCUUCUCAAAAGCAUCAAAUUGGGACCAGCAUUAACUACUACUGCAUUUUAGAUUGCUCUCUUUUCAUGUAAACUAAAAAUAUCUUUGUACUCGCCUGUAACUAUUGGAUUUAUGUUUUUUUCACUGGAUUUGAUUAUGUGCAUAUGAUUCUUUUAAGGUCUAAGCAUAUGUAUCUUCAUUCUUUUUUAUUUUUAAAUGAACCUCUCCAACCCGGAUAAAAAUCCUCUGUUUUUCUUAAUCUCUGUUUUUCUUUGUUUUGCUACCUGCAGAAGACGACAUGUGGAUAGCUUCAAGUGAACGGUCCAGAUGCUUGCUUGGUUGAAGCUGUACCAAAACCGGGUUGAGGUAAGUGAACCAGACCAAGAUAGGUAUGACCCAAUCCAACCCGUACGAGGCAUUAUUUUGAAUUUUGAAACCCUAAAAAUCCGUUAACUCCUCUCUUCUUCUUCUUCUUCUUCUUCACCCUCUGUUUUCUCUCUCAUUCCCUCUUACACGAUGUCUCUCGGUUUAAAGGAUACUUGCAACUGAUCUCAUCUCGGCUAUUCUUGAAAUAGUGAGCGUGUUCGAACAUCAACGAAGCCCCCUGCAACCCUUCUUGACUUCUUCAAUCUCUGUUCUCUCUCUCCUUUCACUGAUAUCGCUCUCUCGGUUGCGUCGAAUUAGAGAGAGAUUUCGAACAUCAACGAAGCCCCCUGCUGGUUCUCGCGCACAUACUGAUUCGAUCACCCUAAGGUAUGAAACCUAAAACUUACUUUCCUCUUCUCUUCUCUCUUCACUCUCUGUUAAACCCUAAAUAUUUUCUUCUCCACUCUCUAACCAAAAGCUUCUUACACGCUCUCCCUCUUCAUUGGUUAUCUCGAAUUACUGAGUGAUUUCGAACAUCAACGAAGCCCCUGCAACUGAUCUGGCACACAUACUGGAUCGAUGACCCUAAGGUAUGAACUACUCUGGCUUUCCUUGUUAAUUACCUUUUUUUUUUCGUGUAGCAGAGGAACCUCAAUUGGAUGGCGGCAUGGGUUGUUAUCCUGUAUCUGUACCACCUCCCGCAGGGCAUGCCAUUAUGUGAAGUGGGGUGGCAUGACCCGCAUAAUAGGAAUUGAUGGAUCUGAGUAAAACUUGCUGACAUGUUGCUCUUUGAUUUCCAGGUCUUAUUUGAUGUGAUACAUCCAAUAUGAUAUGUGAUGGUUAUGCUGAUAGUUAUACCGGUCUUGCUAGUUUAUGUGAUUUGUUUCUUUGAUUCACAAUUUGGCUGUCUUUGAGUAGUGGUUAUAAGAGAUCAAUGAAAUGGUUUCGAAAACCAGAGUCAUCAUAAGAGGGUUGCAGCUUUAGUAAAAGGGUUCCAAAGAUUGAGUAUAUGGAUGGAUAAUGUUGAGAUUGUAAGGUAGAUUCUACUGGGAAUGAAGGUUGAUUGCCAUUGAAAUCUUUUUCAAGUCUUAUUAACCAUCUCAUCUUUGAUUCAGAAGAUAUAUACUAAUGUAAUUUGUAAAGACCUUUUGCUAGUUUCUGUAACUCGUAGAGUUGCUUACAAGGUUAUUACAAUUAUGAGGACAACAACUUUCUACUAGGAGGAAAUGAACAUUCCUAUAUUUUUACCGAGAAUACAUGUCGACAUAGUCUUUGCUUCCCUAGUCAAUUUUUUUAUUUUUUUAUUUUUUUUUUGUUUAAGAUUCCAUCUUAAAUUUUUAUCAUGGAGAAGCUCCCUUGCCAGCCCCUCUGUUUGUUUGUUAGGAAAUUUCAUUAAUUGAAGCUGGGUUUUCAUAAUAGGUAGAAGUUGUUGAACUUGUUACUGUUGGGUUGCUAGUUCAUGAUCUUAUCUCACAGUUACUAACCAAUUAUUUGUGCAAAUAAAGAGUCUUUAGCUCAAAAUGGUAGGGCACCUGGGGUAAUGCCCAGGUUAUGGUGGUUCGAAUCCACCAAGACUCUAAACAAAAUAACUUGUAUGAGUUCAACAACUUUAGAAUCCAUCAUCUUGUAUGACUUCAACAACUUUGGAAUCUAUGGACAAAAUGGGGGCUGAAACCAGUGAUCAAUUAAUGCUCUUAACAGUUGAAUAAUCAGUAAUAUAAAGUAGAAAGUAAACGAUCGAAAUAGUGGACUGAAAUCAGAAUUCAGAGAUCACAUGUAAAUGAGGAAAUUCAGAACCGAUUGCAUCCAAAGUUUUAUUGCAUAUAGUGAUUUGAAGUACCAUAUCUAUUCAGCAUAACGAAUACUUUCAGGAUACCUUAUGAAAUUAGAGACUACUGAAAAUGGAUUUUUUUUUUCCAGGAUAAAAAAAAAAGAGGGUGAAUGAUUAGAUUAUCCCAACA